Messenger RNA from Aspergillus melleus, 3852 nucleotides. It is a transcript of the gene atrA, whose product is annotated as protein kinase MEC1. The record is from RefSeq and is a predicted model, not a curated record. Gene Ontology annotation, cellular component: nucleus. The coding region runs from base 1 to 3852 and encodes 1283 amino acids. Gene Ontology annotation, molecular function: protein serine/threonine kinase activity; protein binding. The transcript is spliced from 18 exons. Lineage: Eukaryota; Fungi; Ascomycota; Eurotiomycetes; Eurotiales; Aspergillaceae. Gene Ontology annotation, biological process: telomere maintenance; protein phosphorylation; DNA damage checkpoint signaling.
AUGGAGGAGACCUUUGACUUUAUUCUCUUUUUCCUUCAACAUGUCUUGGUUGAAACAUUCCUUUCGGCCUCCAACACUAGGGCUCAAGGAUUUCUUGCGUAUGCUAUGCAAGGGUUGCUAAGAUUUUGCAGUCUCGACUCGGCCGUCACCCAACGCUCUCGUGAUGUCCAAGCGGAUGAAAAGUAUGGUCGUUGGCUGAGACUCCCCGAGACUGUUCGCAACACCCUCACGCCUUUUCUCACAUCGAAAUAUACCGUGACCGUUGGCGCCAUCGGUUCAGAUUGCAGAUACCCUUUAUUUUCGGCGAGUAUGACGCAUGGAGAUUGGCUGCGAGCUUUUGUGCAAGAUUUAUUACAGAAAGGAAGUGGUGACAAUGCACGGCUCAUAUUCAGCGUAUGCAGCCGUGUUGUCAAGGGCCAAGAUAUCUCGAUCGCGUCCUUCCUUCUACCGUUUGCAGUUUUGAAUCGCGUGGUUGGCGGAACUAUGCGAGAGCAGCAAGAUUUACUAAAUGAGCUCAUAAACGUGCUAUCUCACCCUCUUUCGGAUGCAAACAAUCUUGUUUCUGAAGCGGUGUUGCUAUCUAGUCAGAGUGUUUUUGAAGUACUUGAUUAUCUUUCAAGAUGGCUGCAAGGGAAAAAGAAGCAGAUCAAUGGCCUAAAAAACCAUGGACAUCAUGUCGGUCGCAUUCACAAGGGCACUUCCCGUGAUUUGCUUUUGGAGACUUAUUCGUCUCAACUAAAAUCAGUUGAAUCCUUGUUGGCAUCGAUGCCGCCAGAGAUCAUCUCCAAAAGAGCUGUUGAGUGCAAAUCUUUCUCGAGGGCACUCUUCCAUUGGGAACAAUACAUCCGCCAGUACAAAGCCUCUCCGAACAAGAAUCCUGGGGUUAACGAAGAACCUUUAUAUCAGCGCCUUCAGGAAAUUUACAGUCAGAUUGACGAGCCAGAUGGUAUCGAGGGUAUUUCUACUCAUCUGCAUGUACUCAACAUUGACCAGCAGGUUCUCGAACACCGGAAAGCGGGGAGAUGGGCUACGGCCCAAAACUGGUACGAGUUACAACUUGAGGAGGAGCCCGAUAAUAGCGAUGCUCAGUGGAACUUGCUCACGUGCCUUAAGGAAUCUGGGCAACAAGAAGCAAUUCUCACGAGGUUUGAAAUCCUAAAGUCAACACCCUCUGUUACCAAGUUACUUCCGUUUGCUGUUGAAGCGGCCUGGAUAACUGGGAAAUGGGACAAGCUACACGAUUAUCUUCAAAUUUCCCCGCAUCAGGGCACAGGGGAGUUUAAUAUCGGGAUUGGCUCGGCAUUCAAUGCCUUUCGCCAUGGAAACAGAGGGGAAUUUGAAACAAUCAUCAAUAACUUACGUCUCAAUGUCGCCAAGUCGUUGACUGCUAAUUCCGUGACAUCAUUGCAGUCGUGCCACGAUAACCUUCUCAAAUUACAUGCUUUGGCAGAAGUAGAGUCAAUAACGAAUCCCCAGACCGAACAGAGUGCUGUGCGCUCAGAAUUGUGCAGUGCUCUAGACCGCCGUCUGAACGCUUUGGGGGGGCAUAUCUCCGACAAACAGUACCUCCUUGGUCUAAGGAGGGCUGCAAUGGCGUUGACCGGCAAAUUCCCUGAUUUUAGCAUAGCUGCUGCUUGGCUUGCUAGCACACGCCUGUUGCGAAAGGGCAACUUUACCAAUCGAGCGUAUCAGUCCAUGCUUCAUGCAGCACGCCUAGGAGAUAAAACAGCUACUAUUGAACAUGCUCGAUUGCUCUGGAAAGAUGGUCAUCACCGAAAAGCAAUACAGACUCUGGAGAGCGCAAUAACUGCCAAUGAGUUUGCCCUUGACCGAUCCUGCCCCGCGGACCUUCAUUCGGCUCGGACUGCUUUAGAUCAGGAGAAGAGUCAUGAUUUACUCACAGCCAGAGCUCAUCUCUUGUUGGCUAAAUGGACGGACCGAGCUGGGCAGACGCAAUCAGACAUUAUAGUUCAGAGAUAUCGCGAAGCCAUUAAGCUCCAUCCAAGGUGGGAAAAGGCUCAUUAUUAUCUGGGUAAACAUUACAACAAGAUUCUGGAAUCUGAAAAAGCAAAGCCUCUUGGGAAAGAGGCGCAGAUCUAUUUGAGUGGUGAAGCCUCAAAGCUCGUCAUUGAUAAUUAUCUUCGUUCUCUGGCUCACGGGAACAAAUACGUCUUUCAAUCACUGCCCAGGAUCCUGACCCUUUGGCUAGAGCAUGCCUCCACUGCAGAUCAGCCAUUCGACCCCAAAAGAGGAAAUAACGAGGAAUUUCAAAUACACACCUUGAAUCAACGAAAAAAGAGCCUUGACGAUAUGCAUUCACAGCUGAAGAAGUACGUCAAUCGAAUGCCAGCUGCAUUGCUCUUCACCAUCCUCCCUCAAGUAGUGGCUCGAAUCUGCCAUCCAAAUGCUACGGUCUACGACUUGUUAACGAAAAUCGUGGCCAAAGCGGUGAACUUUUUCCCGCAUCAAGGACUCUGGACAGUACUUGCUGUUGUGAAGUCUUCGUCCAAAGACCGGGCAUCAAAAGGCAUUAACUGCUUACAAAAGAUCACGGAAGUGAACAAGAAGCUCAAAGCAGACUCGCCCUCUGAUAUGCGGGGCAUGAUCAACCAAGGACAAAAGUUCUCGGAAGAGAUGCUUAGACUAUGCAUAGUGCGGAUUGAGGAUAAAUCGUCCAGGAUCAACCUGGCACGGACUUUGGGCUUCAACCAUAAAGUGGCUCCCUGUCGACUAGUCGUGCCAUUUCAAGCAAUGUUGACCCCAACCUUACCUGCCAGCCAUGAUUCUGAGUAUUUGAAGGGGUUUAGAGCUUUCCCUAGAGACCCGACUACCAUUGAGACCGUCCUCAGCGAUGCGCAGGUCCUGAACUCCCUUCAAAAACCUCGAAAGAUCAGUAUUCGUGGGUCUGACGGGAAAAUUUACAACAUCCUGUGUAAACCAAAAGAUGAUCUCCGCAAAGACCAGCGCCUCAUGGAGUUCAACAACAUGAUAAAUAGGUUUCUCAAAAGAGAUGUUGAGUCGAGCAAGCGACGCAUGUACAUUAAAACUUAUGCUGUUACGCCGCUGAACGAAGAAUGUGGACUCAUUGAAUGGGUGGACAACCUCAGGACCCUGAGAGACCUAGUCAUUAAGUUGCUGCGAGAAAGAGGUAUCGCGCCAAAUUACAACGAGAUCAGACACUAUCUGAAUGAAGCAUGUUCCGAAAGCACGAAGCUUCCUCUUUUCAAAGCUGAAAUUUUAUCGAGGUUUCCACCGGUCUUACAUGAGUGGUUUGUAGAGAUGUUUCCAGAAUCAGUGGCGUGGUUUGCAGCAAGGCUUCGCUACACUCGAUCCUGUGCUGUCAUGUCCAUGGUUGGAUACGUUUUAGGACUUGGAGACCGUCACGGUGAAAAUAUCUUGUUUGAAGAAGGAACAGGUGGUAUCAUCCAUGUUGAUUUCAAUUGUCUGUUCGACAAGGGAUUGACAUUUGACAAACCUGAGCUGGUCCCCUUUCGUUUAACCCAAAAUAUGAUCGAUGCGUUCGGAGCUUAUGGCUAUAACGGCCCGUUCCGAAAGACUUGCGAGAUAAGCCUCGGCCUCUUACGACAGAAUGAGGAUGCGCUCAUGACAGUACUCGAGACCUUUUUACAUGAUCCAACCGCUGAUUUUAUCGGGAAAAAGCGUCGCACCCAUGUGAGGGUCCCGGACUCUCCUUCUGGCGUUCUGGAAAAUGUUCGGAAUAAGCUGCGUGGUCUACUGCCCGGGGAAUCCGUUCCGUUGUCGGUAGAUGGCCAUGUCGAUGAGCUUAUUACGGAGGCCACAGACGAGAGCAACCUCGCCGCGAUGUAUAUCGGGUGGUGUGCAUUCUUCUAA